Messenger RNA from Symbiodinium sp. CCMP2592, 1509 nucleotides. The record is from the annotation of a GenBank genome assembly. NCBI's taxonomy places the organism in Eukaryota, Dinophyceae, Suessiales, Symbiodiniaceae.
AUGCCCCCAUUGCCGAUAGAUGCCACAGUCGUGCGGAUUCCUUGGCUAGAACGCUCCCGAUGGAAGCGAUACGUGAAGCAGAAAGUAGGCGGGCCUUGGCUCGAGUCCGACCCUGACCGCCGCGACAUGAUAGAGUGGGCUUUUGUAUUCAAUGUUGGAGAAAUGUGGCACAGAGAAGAAGCUUUGUGGCUGAUCAUCGACGAUCGUUGGGAAACCCGGGUACUGAUUGCGAAUUACUUCGAGAUGCACUACGAAGCACUCCGCUUUGCCUGGUUGAGCGGUGUCAAGAAGUUGCUACAGACGCUUCCUCUGGAAGCUGCAGAGUCCGACAGCAGCACAGCCUUGCUGGAAGUUCGCAGAGCGAUUGCUCUCCGACGGCAAUCGUUCAUGCCGGGGAGCUUUGAAGGCUCCGAGGCUGAUCGUAGAUCAGCCAGUGACCGCUUCGAGAGCCAGAUAUGUUCCCUCAUAGAGAUGUACGGCUCCGAGACUCCUUUCGCCCCGAAGCCUUGGAUUCCAAGUGCAGUGCAAGGCCCGUCUGAGAAUGAGCCUGACGAGCUACCGAAAGGUGUGGAGGACGAGAAACGUUCCCUUCCACAUGUUUUUCGUUUUCUUCCCAACGUCACGGGAGUCUGGACUGUGCUGCAGGCACAAGCGGGAUUGGUGGACGAAGCUUCUGCUGUCGAAGGGUACAGACACUUCAUCGCUGUGGCCGAGUGGUACCGCUUCAAAACCCCAUUUACGCAAUGGUUUACAAAGAACUACUCGGGUUACCCAGUCACUUUUGUCUACGCCCAGGUUGCCCGGCGAACAACUUACAAGGGUCAAGUCAAGGAUCUGACAUGCCUGCCGGUGGAUGCCUGCACCGUGCCGGGCAUCCUCGUCCUGCUGGCGACGCUGUUGCCUACUGCGAGUUUCGGGCCAGAGGGAGUGGCCGAAUCUGUGUCGUUUAUGGAGAGGCUCGAGCAGCACAUGAACAUGAACCAGUCUGUGCAGCUGCUGCCCUUUGCACAAACUUUCAAAGUUGAUGUUCGCGAGAACAAGCUGCCAGUGGAACAGAUCAAAGCCAUCCUCUCCGACCUUGGCCUGAGUUGGUCGAGGUUUGCGAAACGAAUGACUGGCAGCACCAUCGGCAUCAUGAUGCCUUUCAGUGCUGAGCUGACACUGGAACGAUGUGUCGUCGUAGACUGCCCGGACCCGACGCUGGCAACCAAGUACCAUCCUUUCAUGAAGAGCUCCCGACGCAGAGGCAACAAAACACUUCGCAUGCACAUGGUGAGCCGCUUCUUGUGCAGAGGUGCUGGGUAUAUUUCCAUGAAAGACGAGAAGAGCUUGGGUGACUUAGGUGUCGUAGAUGCAAAGAGCACCCUGGCCGACCGCACAUCUUCGGAGUACGUUGGACGCCUUCUGUUGAAGGCGGAGGCCACGGUGAGCGAUUGCCUCCAGAGACAACGCCUUCGGUGCUUGAACUUCUGCUUCGACGCGACGUCGUUUGCUGGCGAGCAGGCCUGA